Messenger RNA from Bacillus rossius redtenbacheri, 2844 nucleotides. Its product is annotated as cubilin. The transcript is spliced from 14 exons. Gene Ontology annotation, cellular component: plasma membrane. The coding region runs from base 571 to 2844 and encodes 757 amino acids. Lineage: Eukaryota; Metazoa; Arthropoda; Insecta; Phasmatodea; Bacillidae. The record is from RefSeq and is a predicted model, not a curated record. Gene Ontology annotation, molecular function: protein binding.
GCGAGCUGUCACGGGCUGAAGGCGGCACCGCGCGCAUGGCAGCCAAGUAGGUCGGGGCCCCCCGGCGGGGUGGGGCACAGCGGGACAUGGGUGCGACGCCGGAACUGGACCGCCCGCUCUCCUGACGUCCAGUCGCCUUCCAGGGGAAACAGGAAACCGCGGGAAGACUCUUCGCGAGCAGGCGGCACCACACUUGGCCAGGGGACGACAAUACCUAAGCAUGCUCGCGUCUCGAAAAACUAAAACUCGCACGCUUUUAAAUACACACACUUGACGCUCUCUCAGCCAAUGCGUGUGUUCACUCAGAUUGCAACGUGGUGUAAUCGUGGAUGCGAGUUUGGAGGAAAGUGCUCAUAAACCUGUCGACUGCCGGGUCGUAUAACACACUUUUCGCGAUUUCCGUCUAUUCCCCGUUACACUAUUUUUCCCACGUGUGUGUGUCCAAUUUGACGCCAAGGGAAGAACAUGGCUGCCGACAGAACAGCGUUCACUGACAGGGUGAACUGAGGUGUCCGCGAGCUUCACUUCGCCUCCCGGACAAGGCUCGGACACAGACGAUAUGGACACAGUAUGGCCCCAGCAUUACGGCACUACUCAGGGAGACUUCUGGUUCUGUCGCAAUUCUGCCUAUUCGCCAGCCUACUGCAAGUUACCAGUGAGUGCGACCUGGAGAUCGUGAGCCGGCCGGGCGGACCCCAGAACGGCACCUUCUCGGCGCCGCAGUUCGCCAACCCCGCGGGCCACUCGCGCCAGUGCGUGUACACGUUCGUGGGGGAGCGCCGCCAGCGCGUCGAGGUGGUCUUCACCGCCUUCAACCUGCGCGGGACGCCGCCGGAGUGCGUCCACGAGUACAUCGACGUGUACUCGGAGGUCCAGCAGCCGAAGGCCUCGGAGCUCAUCAACUCGCCGUUCGGCGGGCGCUUCUGCGGCCCCAUUCCCCCCCGCCGCCGCAUCUCCCUCUACCACGUGCUGGCCCUGGGCUUCUACACCGACAAGAACACCAGCUUCCCCGAGCUGUUCGAAGGCCGCUACGCCUUCAUUAAUGAUUCGGAAUACGAGGUGGGCACGCCCGAGCCAAACAGCCCUUGCAACUUCACAGUGCACUCGACCAGCAAGAAGACUGGUGUGAUCGUUUCGCCCACGUACCCAGGUGCCUACCCCAAGGACCUGAACUGCAGCUAUCUGUUCAAGGGGCAGAUGGGUCAGAGGAUUCGCCUCGAGUUCAGAGACUUCGAUCUCUUCUUCGGAGGCCCUCACUGCCCUUUCGACUACAUGAAGCUGUACGACGGGCCCGACACCAACGCCACAGUCAUAGGGACUUACUGCGGUCAACAAAGGAACCUGGUCCUGUACUCGUCCGAGGCUGCCUUGCUGGUCACUUUCGUCACGAUACCCAGGACGGCCAACACUCAAAACAGGGGCUUCAAGGGAAUCUUUGAAUUCAGUGAAAGUUUUGUAAAAUUAGAAUUCAUAGGCAAAAACGACAGCGAGCACAUACGAGGCUCGGAGUGCGACCAGAAGAUCCUCAGCAAGAAGGAGUCGUCUGGGUGGGUGUACAGUCCAAACUACCCCUUCCCGUACAUUCCCAAGAUUGUGUGUCGUUACUUCAUCUACGGCAUGCAAGACUCCCAGCACCUGGAGAGGGUGAGGCUUGAGUUCCACAUGUUCGACAUUCCCAGGCGUCACAAAGAAGACUGCACAGACGGCUACCUGAAGCUGUACUUGAAGGGCCAGGAAGCAACAGACUCGUACGACAAGUUCGACCAUGAACUGUGUGGGGACGAAAGUAAGCCUUCGGUUGUGGUGUCGGACGGCCCUCGCCUUGUCAUGGUUUUCAGCAGCGGCGAGCUGCAGGGACGUGGGUUCAAAGCCAAGUACACAUUCGAAACAGAAUACCUUAUCCCCGGCACGGCGGCUCCCGACGGCCGGUGUAGCUUCACGUACCGGAGCACGAGCAAGAAGAGGGGAGACUUCAACUCCCCGCGCUAUCCCUCCAACUACCCGAGCGAAACAAACUGCACGUACCUGUUCCUCGCCACGCCCAACGAGCAGGUGAUGCUAGUGUUUGAGCACUUCAAGGUGCGCGCCGACAACGCCAACACCACUUCUGGCGCCUACGGUGUUCAUAUAUGCCAAGAAGACUGGUUGGAAAUCUACAACGUUUAUCGGGAUGGCACGGAGAAGCUGAUUGGCAGGUACUGCGGCCAGACUGCGCCUGGUCCUGUCAAGUCCAACCGACCGGCGUUUGGCCUCAAGGUCAUCUUGCACUCUGACCAGGAAGGUGUUUUCAGCGGGUUUAAAGCCCGAUACACCUUUGAAGAUGCUAAAUCCGUUUUUGGAGACUGUGGCGAUAACGUUACAAAUCUGGAUGAUGGGGUGAUCGUCAGCCCCAAAUUCCCUCUUAAUUACGAUGCCCCAAGCAAAGGGAUCUCCAGCUUGACGUGCAACUGGUUCAUCAAUGUUCGAAUAAAACACAAAAUUUUGCUCAACUUCGAAGUGUUUGCCGUGGAAGGAGAUCCUGCAGAGCGUGGCUGUCCUGCGACAGUGGUGCGGUUGUGGCACACGACAGACAAGCCACCACUGGAGCUGUGUGGGGAGAAGCGCUCCACAGAUAAGUGGCAGUACCUGUCCGAGGGCAAUUCCAUGAGGAUAAGCUUUAUUGUGAGCGACAAAUCAGUUGGGGCGCAAGGUUUCCGUGCGGUGUGGACGGAAGUCAGCGAAGGUCCCGACUGUGACCAGUUCCUUUGUGCAGAAAGCAGUUACUGCAUCGCCGAAACGUUACGUUGCAACAGGGUGGCCAACUGCGGAGGUGACGAUAGCUCAGACGAAGUGAACUGUGAGUGA